AUGAAAAAGUUUACCAAAAUCUUUCCCCGGCGCCUGCAGGGCCGUGGUGAAAACGGUCAUGGCAAGCAAAAGGGCAUGGCUGGUCCGGGACUGGAGAGUGCGCGCGACCACCAUCAGCUUACUCUGCGCAGAGGCAUCCCGACCAAGAAGCCAACAAGGACCGGCGCCAGUCGCAUUUUCGUUGGGGUACCGUCAGACGCGGCAAAUGGUGCGAAUGGGGAGAAUGGAAGUGGAAAGGAUCUGAAUGCUGGAAAUGGCCAUGCCAACGACAAGGAAAACGGACAUGUGCCGGUGGUGUCAGGCAUUGAGCUGGCUGUUGCUGGUGCUGCGAAUGCAGAGACCGCGACUGACCAUGCCCAGCUCAUAUGUGAGACUUGUGCAGCAAUUGGAUUCCCGAAAUUGUUUGAUUGGAAGCCAGGUGAGGCGAGACCAUGGGUAUCGCUCGCUCACACCCUCAAGGAUGAGACCAACUGCCCCUACUGUACCUUCUUCCAAGCCAUGAUCGGCCACAUAUCUAGCGCUGGCGGUGAAGGGGCAGACACCCCAAUCACUGCCCAGUCCUUGAACGGAACAGACAUGGAGGCGCGUCAAUCAUCCGCCACUAGUACUUUUACGCCGUACUUUCGCAUCAGGCACGCGUUUGAGCGACUCGGUAUCAGCCAAAAACAUGAGCUCGGCAGGACAGUCCUGUUUGAAGUGACGACAAAAUCCAAGUCACUUCCUCGUGGCUACAUCCUUCCCGCAUUACAUAAUGAGACUGGCCUCGACGGAUACCUGGAGUCUUCUCGGGGAGACAGCGUGAGUGAGACAGGGACACAAUCCAGUCAGCCUUCGCUCCAGCAGCUACCACCCAACUCAUUGCGAGGCCGCUCUGUGACUGCGCUUCUCGAUACAGCUUUGCCGCGCUGCUGGAUCGACUACUGCAAAGACUAUCACACUGACGAACGCUGUGCUGCCAAGCUAGCCUCUCCAGGCAAGAUCAAUCUGAAACUCAUUGACGUUGAGAGCCACAAGGUCGUUUUGGCGGCAGAUCUCGAGGGCCAAAAUUAUGAAUACGUCACCCUAAGCUAUGCACUAGGAGAUUACGAGCUGGAGCCUUUUAUCGAGUCUACACAAUUGCCGAAAACUCUGCCAGCAACAUUCGAAGACUCACUUUCGCUAACCCACUCACUGGGCUAUCGGUAUCUAUGGAUCGAUCACUAUUGUCUACCUUCACGGGUAAAUAAGCUGGAGAGAAGGCAGCAACUCGACUUGGUCGGGGAAGUGUUUGCACGUUCCGUCUUGACACUAAUCGUGGCAGCUGGUGACAGCAUUGCUCAUGGCAUCCCUGGCGUAAGCGUUCCUCGUGACCAAGACCAGCUUUCUCUUCACAACGAGAGUGGCCUAUUCACGACUUCACUGUUGCGUCCCGAUGUCGAAGUUGCUGCUUCGCUGUGGGCAAACAAUGCCUGGACGCUCCAGGAAGGCCUCCUUGCACGACGACGCCUCAUCCUCACCUCCUCCCAGGCUUACUUUCAGUGCGGAGCUCUUCACUGCCACGAGAGUAUUAGUGUACCAUUGCGCCUUGCUCCAAGCUUUACACUAGGUCGCAUCUUUCCCUUGGACGGCAUUGGCAGUGUCGAUAUCCGAAAUCUUAUAGGUACAUACAUGACUCGUGAAAUUUCCAGGUCGCAGGAUCGCCUGGAUGCGUUUCGUGGACUGUCGCGAGCGUUUGCGACCAAAGACCAAGCUCGCGUUGAUACGUUCAUGGGGCUGCCGCUUUUUGACCCUGAUUCUUUCACCAAUGUCAAGGUGGUUAGCCAAACCGACCGCCUGGCUAUCGCGAUGAGCUGGAUGUGGUCCGGUCGAAUCGUUUCGUCAAGUCAAGAGGCAGACAGCGAUCUAGAGCCAUGCUAUCUUGAUAAAACAGCAAACUUCCCGUCUUGGACCUGGCUAUCCUGGCGCAUCAGACGGGGUCAAUCUAUUUCGCACGGUGGGCGUUCGUUUUGUAUACCCCAAACAAGUGGCCAGCCCCUACCUGUUGUCGAUGGCUUAGGCGCGCCGCCUCGCACAGAGAUAUCUGUGGGCUUCGCGGAUGGCCUGCUGGUCUCGUGGGAGAUUGACGGGGUUGCUAUUUCACGUCGUGCGGAGCCCAUUACCUUUUUACGUAUCAAGACCUUUUGCUUUGAUAUCAAGGUUACCAAGAAGGAGGGCGAGUGGCAGAUUGCUGAGCCUGUUGAUGUAUUUGACCGGGCAGUACGAGAUAACAUCCUGCUACUCGUCCGCUCCUCUCAUGUACCCGCCAAUGCAGACCACAGUACACCCGCAAUUAUCCCAGAUGCGGAUCUUACAGUCACCGCCAUGCUUCUCACGGGCAGAAACUGGCGUCCUGCUGAUACCAGCCCGGAAACAAAGACGCUGACCAGCCCAACCGAGGGCCCCGUUGCCGCGCUCCUCUGCGCACCAAAGGACUGGCAGCUGGAACAGCCACUCGUGCGCUUGGGUGUCGUCUGCUUUGGCUCGACAGAGUUUAUCAUGAAGGAGUCCAAGAAUGAGGAGGAAGGCGAGGCCACCCUCAAGGGCAUCGCCUCUGUCUCUGGGGAGAAGAAGAGCCUCGCAACCAAGUUGCGAGAGCUUGACCUUUACUAG
Messenger RNA from Beauveria bassiana ARSEF 2860, 2628 nucleotides. RefSeq names its product tol protein. The transcript has a single exon. The record is from RefSeq and is a predicted model, not a curated record. NCBI's taxonomy places the organism in Eukaryota, Fungi, Ascomycota, Sordariomycetes, Hypocreales, Cordycipitaceae. The coding region runs from base 1 to 2628 and encodes 875 amino acids.